GUCCACGAUGCUUCUGCAUGCGCACAGUGAAGAGCAAGACGUUCGGACUGCUUCGGGGGACAAUGUGCCACUAGCUUGGGUGGGGAUUUCCAGCAAAGCAGACGUUACCAGAGAAAGUUGAAGAGAUGCUGCGAGCUGUCGACCGUGGUCGCCCAUUACGCUGUGCAUGUCCAUUUCCAUCUGUCCACAGUCCACGGCUCGAUCGGCAGAGUAUUAUUGAUCGCAUAUAUACACCUCACGCAGGACCUCUAUUCACCUUUACAUCUAUCAAUCUUGCAACAUGUCUGCGACGAGUGGAAUCACAGUCUCCAAUGAUUUGACCCAGGCUUUCAGCGAUGCAGUGGAGUCCAAAGCAGUCAGGUUCCUUAAGAUUUCAAUUCGCAAUGGUCUCUGCUUGUAUUCCUCCUCCUCAACUGUUCCAACUUUGUAUCUCAUGCUACUCUCAUCUCGUAGAAUGCCUGGUUCCGGAUGAUUCCAUUGCGCCAAUAGGGACAUUGGAAGAAGACCUAGACACGCUAGGCAACAUCCUCGAGGAUAACGUACCUGCAUACAUCCUCGUUAGGUUGGACGAUCCUCCGUCUGAGUGGCUCGCUGUUUCCUACGUACCAGACUCUGCGAAAGUUAGGGAUAAGAUGCUUUACGCAUCGACUCGCAACAACCUUACCAAAGCACUCGGCUCUACACAUUUCACAGACAGUCUCUUUGCUACGAGCAAGGAUGAUGUGACUGCAGCUGCGUACCGCAAACACAAAGCGCACUUAGCCGCACCCCAGCCCUUGACCGCGAGAGAGAAAGAGCUUGAAGCAGUGAAAGCUGCGGAGAGGGAAGCUGGAGGCGCAGGUUACGAAGCAAGCAGAGAGAAACGAUCUCACAUCGGAGACCGUGUCGGGUUCCAGUGGACUGAGGAAGCUGACAAUGCCGUAAAGGCACUCCAAGAUGGAGACGAUAGCCGUCUAGUCAUUCUCACUGUUGACACUUCCUCGGAGUGCCUACAAUUUGCGUCAAGUAUAGAGUGCGCGGUUCACGAGCUUAGUGCUUAUCUUCCACCUUCCGAUCCUUGUUACGCUUUCUUUGCUUGGCCGCAUACAAUUACUCCGGAACCUCGGCGUGACAUAGUGUACAUCUAUUCGUGCCCCACUUCUUCGGCUGUGCGAAACCGAAUGCUAUACUCCUCUGGUGCCCGUUCCACUUUUCAUAUCGCAAAGACUGUCCUUGGAGCUACGUCUCUCCUUGAGCGCAAGAUCGAGACUUCAGAUCCGAAGGAGCUCACUGAAGAGUAUCUCAAGCUUGAAUUAGGUCUGUUGGACUCUAACGAUGCUGCCUCUGCGAUUCCUUUGGCGAUCGACGGAGACGAGAAAAAACCAUUUGCACGUCCCAAGGGUCCUGGUAGAAGGAAAUAGAUACGUCGCUACACCACAGCUUGGAAUAUCAACUCAGUAUAUCGCAACAUGUAAUACCAAUCCGGACUUUUUCUACUUAGGUUGCGUUGCACAGGACUUUAUUUUUCACUCACCGAUUCUUCAAGUUUUGCUCAUUCGAGUGAUGGUGCUG
Somion occarium is the source of this 1551-nucleotide messenger RNA. Lineage: Eukaryota; Fungi; Basidiomycota; Agaricomycetes; Polyporales; Cerrenaceae. The record is from the annotation of a GenBank genome assembly.